AUGACGCGCGACUGGGCCCGCGACAUGCGUGUGCUGACCGACGUGCUGCUGUCGCAGGCGGGGUACGUCGGCACGCACUCGCGCACGAGGCUCGCACACCUCGACGACGACGACCACGCACCUGACAGGCAGCCGCGGCUGUACGUGUCGGGGGCGGAACUGACGGGAAGGUUUGGGAGGAUCGAUCCGAAGAAGAGUGGGCAGAUGUGGUCGGCGUAUAGAUUUGAGCCGCAGACGAGGCCGCACCAUGUUUCGGGCACCCUGACGGACGCGGUGGAGUAUGCGUUGCGCAAGGAGCACAGGUACUGCCUGGAGAGGGGGGUUAAGCCGUUGUUCUCCGGGGCUUUGAGGUCAGUGCAAGAGUAG
Molecule: messenger RNA, 366 nt
Organism: Chaetomium fimeti
Lineage: Eukaryota; Fungi; Ascomycota; Sordariomycetes; Sordariales; Chaetomiaceae
Exons: 3
Coding region: 1-366 (121 amino acids)
Source: RefSeq, a predicted model, not a curated record